AUGGAUCCAAGUCUGAUACGAAAAACGGGGAGGAGAGCAAUGGUCAUAGGCAUCAGUACCUUCGUGAUGCCAUUGGUACUUAACCUUGUUUUGGCUUUAAUUUUAAAAAAAUCUCUCACAAUGGAUCCAAAUCUUCAUAAGUCGCUACUUUGGGUUGCAUCAUUUCAGUCCAAUAGCUCCUUUCAUUCCAUUGUUUGCCUGUUAGCUGAACUAAAGCUGCUCAAUUCAGAGCUUGGCAGGCUAGCCAUAUCUUCAUCAAUGAUCAGUGGCACAUGCAGUUGGUUGUGGACAACGAUUGUCUUCACAAUAAAGCAAAGCACGGAAGGAAAGAAGGAAGCUGUGCUUUUAAUGUUCAUAUCCGUUGCAUGCCUGUUUAUUUUUGUUGGAUUCAUCCUCCAACCUAUGAUGCUUUGGAUGGUUCGACAAACCGCUCAUGAAAAAGCAGUCAAAGAGAGCUACGUAAAUGCCGUUUUCAUCAUGGUACUUGGGUGUUGCCUGUUUGGUGAGAUUCUGGGACAGCAUUUUUUGUUUGGACCAAUUAUUUUGGGGAUGGCUGUGCCGGACGGACCACCCUUAGGAUCAGCUUUGAUCAAUAAGCUCGAUUGCUUUGUUUCAUCUAUUCUCCUGCCACUCCACUUCGUCUUUAGUGGUGCAAGGAUAGAUCUUUCAUUAAUACACUGCAGAAAUGUUGGUAUAGUUGAGAUAUUGGUUCUUUCUGCUUACUUGGGGAAAGUAAUUGGAACCAUGCUGCCUUCCCUCUAUUGCAAAAUGCCUCCCGCCGAUGCGCUGUGUCUAGGCAUCAUUAUGAGCACACAAGGCAUCAUGGAUAUUCUAAUUCUCGGAGGAGCAUCGCAAUUUCAGCUUAUUGACCAGGAAUCAUAUUGUAUCAUGGUAUUAUCAGCAGCAUUUUUUACUGGAACCAUCUCACCCAUAGUGAAAUUCCUCUACCAACCAUCAAGGAGAUACAUACCCUACAAGAGAAGAACCAUCCAACAUGCGAGGCCAAAUGCAGAACUUUGCAUGCUAGCGUGCAUUUACCAUCAAGAUCAUACCCCUUCCAUCAUCAAUCUUCUUCAAGCCACCAAUUCCAGCCUCCAAGGCCCUCUGUUUCUUUAUGUUGUCCAUCUUGUUGAGCUAUCAGGCAGAGCUGUACCAGUUCUUAUAGCUCAUCACCCCGGAAGGAGAGAGCCAUGCCAGUCUGAUCCUAUCAUAAAUGCUUUCAGAUUAUAUGAGAAACAAAACCAAGGUAAUGUGAUGGUAUACCCUUUAACUGUCAUCUCGCCUUAUGCAACAGUGCACGAUGAUGUAUGUGCCCUAGCCGCAGAUAAGAUGGUUUCCAUGGUGAUUCUGCCAUUUCAUAAUCUCUGGACAAACCAUGGAGCAGAGGGCUCAAAUGCAGUACGAGCUGUAAACCGUAAUAUCCUUAGAAUGGCCCCUUGUUCUGUUGGUAUCUUAGUUGAUCGUUACACCAUGAGGUAUGGCAGCAAUCGCAUGUUGGAAAGCAAACCUUUCUUUACCAUUGGAGUGAUUUUCUUGGGCGGGCAAGAUGACAGGGAGGCAUUAGCAUAUGCUAGCCGCAUGGCUAAACACCCCAAUGUUGGUCUAACAGUGGUGCGGCUUGUGGAGUCCGGAAGGCAAUGCAGGUAUUCGACUGACAUGGAUCAAGACAUGGAAAUGAUAAAGGAGUUUAGGGUAGAUAACAUUAACAAUGCUAGGAGUGAUUUCCAAGAGGAGGUGGUGAAGGAUAGUGUAGGAUUGGUUACUGUGAUCCAGAAGAUCGAAAAUUCUUUUGACCUAAUCUUGGUAGGAAGACGACAUCCAAGUGAUUCACCACUGUUAAUGGGGCUUACAGAAUGGAAUGAGUAUCCGGAGCUAGGGUUCAUUGCAGACAUGUUGGCUUCAUCAGAUGCUACUUGCAAGGUACCAGUUUUAGUUGUGCAACAGCAAUCUUAUGUAUGUGAAGGCAUGGUGGAUAUCCCUAAGCACCUUAACGAAGAUCCAUCUACUGUUAAAGUGUGGCCAAUCUCUUAG
Ilex paraguariensis (yerba mate) is the source of this 2031-nucleotide messenger RNA. Lineage: Eukaryota; Viridiplantae; Streptophyta; Magnoliopsida; Aquifoliales; Aquifoliaceae. The record is from the annotation of a GenBank genome assembly.